AUGCUUAGGGCUUUUUGUGCUGGUCAUGUUGCUUCGCGGUGGAGUCUUGCUAGAUAUAAGAACCCACAACCAGCACCAGCACAGCAAGCAACGCCAACAUGCACGUCUAUUCUCUUCUUUUUUGCCACCAUGGAUCCCAAGUCACCAACACCCUUAGCCACCGUUCCGCCAUCCAUCGGUCAGCCAGGCUGUCUUGUCGUACCGUUGCCGAGCGCGGGGGCUCAUUGCGGAAGUACAUCAGACGUCCUGCGUGAAUACCUGCUGGGGAUGGGAAGCAUCCAACACGUUCAACAGAGGGCAGAUCCCUGACGACAACGCAACAUCGAAAACGAAAGAGUAUGCAUGAUAAGCACCACCAUCACGACGCCGACUCCGGCCGCCCGCCCCAAAAGCGGGAGUCUGUGCGUGAUUCGGUCGUCAUGUCAUGGAAGACGAGAGGGACAGCCAGCGAGGAAAAAGCAUGGCAGUGGGGUCAUGGCUGGCAUGUGUUUACGGUGUGGCAUGGCCGACUCAUUGGGCCGCCUCUGCAAGAACUGCAGAUGGCUAUCGGGGCAAAAGGGGGGCCAGGGUCCGUUGCAACGAUUGGAGAAGAGGGCAGCGGAAGCGAGAGGGACAAGAAACAGGACGCCCUCAGCCCGCAGGAAGCAAGUAUGGGAAGGAGAAAAGCACGUCACAUCGGUUCUCUCUCACUCACUCUCUCUCUCUUGAUCUCUCGAUCUCUCGAUCUCUCGCUCUCAGCUACCUAGCCUACCACGUACCUACCGAACUAAACCGCGCGUGCCGUUCCACGUUCAAAGAUGUCUCAAACCUGC
Molecule: messenger RNA, 812 nt
Organism: Podospora bellae-mahoneyi
Lineage: Eukaryota; Fungi; Ascomycota; Sordariomycetes; Sordariales; Podosporaceae
Exons: 2
Coding region: 1-309 (102 amino acids)
Source: RefSeq, a predicted model, not a curated record